CCGCCACAGAAACUUCCGUGGCUUCGUCUGUUCUAUCCAAGAAGUACUCCAUUUUGGCAGUCUCCCUGGUGGCAAUGUUUGGAUUGGUGCUACACGGCAUACGAUACGACAUUUGCGUCUUUCUGCACAAGGGGGAUCUGACGGAUUCCAAAGCUAAGGAUCUCCAAGUAGACCAACAGAAACCACCACCACCACCCCAGAACAGCACGCAUGCUACCGUCAUGGGAAUGGCAUAUCUUUACCCAAAGAACAAAAUGGAGGGGUUUAUUACCUCGCUGCGAAGAACUGGAUAUCAGGGCAACAUUAUCAUGGGUAUAUCCGAAACACCCGACGAGGGCGUGGUGGAAUAUCUGAAAGAGAACAACGUCAUGAUCAAGACACUCAAAAUGGUCAACUGUUCCAUCCACUUCUUUCGUGAAAAGGACAAGGAUUUGAUCAGUCUCGAGAAUAAAAUGUGCGUGCAUCCCCAUCCUGACCUCAAGAUUCGCUGGGGCAGAUUCGCUUUGAUGGGGGAUUGGCUGGAGGAAUGCCAACAAUGUCAAGGGCCAGUUCUGGUGUCAGAUAUUAGAGACACGUUCUUCCAACGUGAUCCAUUUGGGCCAGAGGCACCUCCCGUAAAAGGAUUGCAGGUGUUUGAGGAACAUACUAGAAUGCGAACAACAAACUGGUUGGUCCAACACCCUGUAGAAGUCUGCAAGAAGAUCAAGAUUUGGAACUACCCCAUGCUUUGCAGUGGCACCACCAUCGGAACCAGGGAGACCAUGUUGCAGUAUUUGCGGGCCAUGGCUGCUGAAGGGAGGAUGUGGAUGAAAGAUAAAGACUGUUGUUGUACUGGCAUUGCAGGAGAUGAUCAAUCCAUCCACAACUGGCUCUAUUACACAGGCGGGUUGCCAAUGGCAGAAGCACAGCAGAACCGAAUGGGUCUCGUCAACACAGUGGGAAACCAAGGUCAUUAUGUCGCCUCCGCGAAGAAACCGUUCUCCACCGACGAGGAGGAAAAGAGAGGAGCGUGGCUAGGGCAAGAGUUCGACCAGACAGAUCUGGAAGGUUACUUCACAAACCUCAAUGGAGAACGGUCGUUUGUGGUUCACCAAUACGAUAGGUAUGGUGGUCGCCUUGAUGCCUGGUUGAGGAACUUUGGGCCUUUGAAAGGGCUGUAGUGUGGAUGCUCGUCUUCAGCACAAGCUUGUGCUGCUGGGAACGUAACUCCUCGCUUCUGAUCGAGACCAUGGCAAACACUGGACAAAACAACCAUUGGUUGGAACCAAUGGACGAAGGAACCGUAACCGAGACAACCUAACAAGGGUCGCGGUCAGAGCAGAAUCAAAUGAUCAUGGACAACAUCACUUCACCAGAAGAAGCAGCAGCCCGCCAAGGAGCCAGAAAUCAAGAAAUGGCCGUUCGAGGAAGCCCACUGCUCCCAGCUCAUUGUGGCUUGCUGACUAUUUAAUAGCUGCCAGGUACUGGCAGUGCCACACACAGAAGAGAUCACAAAGAGACCAGGAAUCGAAAGUGUGGCACGAUCACUGCUCUAAGUUUGCUUGCUAACCAGGAAAACUAUUUACUUCUUUGUCGCUAGGUAGAGGUGCUCCUGGCAUGACCAACCAAAGAACACUUGUCGCUCACUGCAGUCUGUGUUGUUGCUGAUGACUGCUUCUAUCAUACUAGAUUCUGGAUGUGGGGUCUUGGGUUGGGUGCCUCCAACUCUGAAGUUUCAGCUUCAGACUCACUCAUCUUCUUCGUCGGAUGAAGGAUAUCCACCCACCAAUUCUUGGAGCCCAGGAGUUGCAACAAAAGAUUGGUGUUUCUUUUUGUCAUGUUUUCCGUAGUCUGUUGAGAGAGGCUUCUUCUCUGCUGCAAGCUUAUCCAAGGUCAGUGUAGAAAAAGCUUGUUUGCUGGCAUUGGAUGACUGCUUCCCGGAAGAAGGGUGUGGUUGAGAGGAACUCUGGCUGACGAAGGGAAGAGACUGUACUUGUGGCAGCGAUAGACUGAUUUGACUCGUCUUAUGCCUUUUUUGAGGCCGUUGUUGAGAAUGAGCUCCGGCUCCUCUGGCAGCUCUCGAUGCUGAAUUGGCCUGCUGAGGAUAAUCAGUGCGGGUGAUUCUGAUAUUCUCUUGGAGACUCGUAGUAGGCUGGUCUGCUGCUGAGGCGUUUGUUUUGGUUAUCUCCAAGGCGACCACAGGAUCAAAAACAACAUUGCUGGUGUGAGAUUGGUGAUACAAUGACUUUGCCAGUUGUUUUGCAGCUGCUUUUGUUUUAUUGGCAUUCCCUUUGACAACAUGGUUAGCCUUGGUGUAAGGUUGCACUGUAUCGACAUCCCGGAAGAGAGUACCACCGCUUUCUCCGACUGACACUAUAAAUGCACUCAAGGCACCAUUCACCCUCACAAUGACCAGGAAAGUUCUCAUCGAUUCCCCGAAAAGUAGUUGCGCAAAGCUUGUUGGGCCGUUUGAGCCGUUUUUGUUGUUGUAUGGAGUUAAUCCGAAUUUGAUGAGACUUUUUGUAAGUGCCGCGGACUUUUCGUUGCCGCUGGGUUGGUGUAUUUGCUUCAGACGGGUAUCAUCAUGAGGAAUGCCGGCUCGAGUUAAGCAAUUUGACAA
This is a messenger RNA of Seminavis robusta, 2599 nucleotides long. The record is from the annotation of a GenBank genome assembly. NCBI's taxonomy places the organism in Eukaryota, Bacillariophyta, Bacillariophyceae, Naviculales, Naviculaceae.